AUGCGUCUUACCUACUUCCUCCUCGUGGCUGCGUCAACUUUUCUCUCUACUGUCGAUGCUAGUGCGGGCGGCAUCAAGGCUGAGCUGCCUGCUCUGACUUCGACUGACGCAGCCGUUCCAGCCCGUGCGGUUGACACCAGCAAUGGCAAGAGGUUUUUGCGAGCCUACUACACGGACGAUGAAGACGAAAAAGACGAAGACGAUGAAGACGAAAAAUACGAAGAAGAGAGAGCAAACCCCGACUUAUGA
Messenger RNA from Phytophthora sojae, 249 nucleotides. RefSeq lists its product as hypothetical. The transcript has a single exon. The record is from RefSeq and is a predicted model, not a curated record. NCBI's taxonomy places the organism in Eukaryota, Oomycota, Peronosporomycetes, Peronosporales, Peronosporaceae. The coding region runs from base 1 to 249 and encodes 82 amino acids.